Cucumis melo (muskmelon) is the source of this 787-nucleotide messenger RNA. RefSeq names its product WUSCHEL-related homeobox 3. NCBI's taxonomy places the organism in Eukaryota, Viridiplantae, Streptophyta, Magnoliopsida, Cucurbitales, Cucurbitaceae. Bases 42 to 620 code for a protein of 192 amino acids. Gene Ontology annotation, molecular function: DNA-binding transcription factor activity; DNA binding. The record is from RefSeq and is a predicted model, not a curated record. The transcript has 2 exons. Gene Ontology annotation, biological process: plant organ development.
CUCUCACCUCCAAAUUCCAAAAACAAACAAAAACAAAAGUUAUGUCUCCAUCAAGUAUUACUCCUUCAAGAUGGUGUCCAACACCAGAACAAGUGAUGAUUUUGGAAGAGAUUUAUAGAAAUGGGCUUAAAACUCCUAAUGCCACUCAAAUUCAACAUAUUACUUCUCAUCUUUCUUUCUAUGGUAAAAUUGAAGGCAAAAAUGUUUUCUAUUGGUUCCAAAAUCACAAGGCUAGAGAUCGCCAAAAGCUUAGGAGGAAACUCUAUAAGCAGCUUCAACAACAUCAUUUCUUUAUGAAACGACAACGUUUUGACGACGAUCAUGAUCAUCAUCACUUCUUUCAAUAUUUCCUUCCUCACCAUGAUCCCCAACUACUCCCACAGCUUCCUUCUCCCUCUUCUCUUCAGAGAGAGCUGGGAGAAGAGGAGGCAGCGACGGAGGUGGAGGGUGGUGGAGGGAGGAGGUGGUUGGGCGGGGAUGACGGAACGACGGUGGCGGAGGAAGAUGGAGAAACGACAUGUGGUAAUGGGAGUUUAAGGACGUUGGAGUUGUUUCCGGUGAGAGGGAGUUGGGUGAAGGAGGAAGAAGGGACGAGUGGAAACGGUGGAUGGGGAAAUUAAUGGAAAUUAAAUUAAAAAAGAAUAAGAAAAAAGAAAAUAUUCAAGGGAAAAAUAGGGUAGGGUCAGGCGUAGGGUAAGUAGUAGUUAGGGUUUUAAAAUUGGGUGUGUCAUAAUAAUUGUUAUUGUAAAAAUUUAGAAGGAGAAAAAUCUGAUUUGCAGUUUCACCU